AUGCCGCCAUCAUCAUUCUCUCCAUCCCAUCAACAACAAACUUUACCUUUCUCACCUCAACCUCAACCACCCCAACCUAUGUCAUUCUCACCUCAACCGCAACGACCAUCUCAACUACAACAGCCAUUCCAACCACAACAAUAUUCAUCAUUUUCAUCUCAACCGCAACAACCACCUCAACUACAACAGUCACUCCAACCACAACAAAAUUCAUUCUCAUCUCAACCGCAACCACAACAGCCUUUAUCGUUCUCACCUCAACCACAACAACCUUUAUUAUGCUUAUCUCAACCACAACAACCACAUCAACUACAACAGCCACCCCAACCCCAACAACAUUCAUCAUUCUCACCUCAACCGCAACAACCACUUCAACUACAACAGCCACCCCAACCCCAACAAUAUUCAUCAUUCUCACCUCAACCGCAACAACCACCUCAACUACAACAAUAUUUAUCAUUCUCACCUCAACCGCAACCACAACAGCCUUUAUCAUUCUUACCUCAACUACAACAGCCACCCCAACCACAACAACCUUUAUCAUACUUAUCCAAACAGCAACCACAUCAACUUUUAUACAACAAUAAUAAUAGUAAUUAUUAUGGCAGUAAUCUCAAUUCAAAUCAUAAUCCUGUUAAUUCAAACAUUAAUAACAUUCCUUUAUUGAAUCCCAAUAAUGGCAUCAAAUAUAACAAUAAUUCUUUAAUUCUUUCUAUUUCUCACCGUAUGUCACUUAUUAAGGAUUAUAUGCUAAUAAUAAAUCAGCAUUGUUCUGAAAUGGAAAAAAUCAUUGACUAUUUAAAAAAUCAAAAUCAGUAA
This is a messenger RNA of Entrophospora candida, 819 nucleotides long. The record is from the annotation of a GenBank genome assembly. NCBI's taxonomy places the organism in Eukaryota, Fungi, Glomeromycota, Glomeromycetes, Entrophosporales, Entrophosporaceae.